Molecule: messenger RNA, 1644 nt
Organism: Haemonchus placei
Lineage: Eukaryota; Metazoa; Nematoda; Chromadorea; Rhabditida; Trichostrongylidae
Source: the annotation of a GenBank genome assembly
AUGGCCUCACCAUUGGAUGAAUAUCGUAAAAAGGCUACAAUCAAAUCUCACGAGCUGAAAGAUGUAGUGGAAGGUGAGGAUAAUGUGAAAAUCAAGGAUCAAAUCUACGAAGCGCUCAGAAAGGACCCCCUAUUUGCUCGUAACUACGAUCGACCAUCGCUCGAACAGCUCAGGGAAUUGAACCAUCGGCGUUGGAAACGGAUUGUCGAGCUGAAACUACCGCUUGAUCAAUACAGUGACCCCCAAGGCUACCAAUGCCUUAUGGAAGUACUCGAAACAUACGACCAAGGCUUGUCAGCCCGCCUAGCUCUGCACUCGUCGGUAUUUGGCAUGGCGGUAGCAUCAAUGGGUACCAAGCGACAUGACGAUAUCUUGGAGAAAACCAGAAGGAACGAGAUAGUUGGCUGCUUUUGCCUCACCGAGCUUGGUCACGGGUCUAAUACUCAAGAAAUCCAAACCACAGCAACCUUUGAUAAUGGCGAAUUCGUUUUCAACUGCCCGUCCGAGCAGGCUAUCAAAUGUUGGGCUGGAAACUUAUCUCAUUCUGCAACCCAUGCGGUCGUAUUCGCUCAACUCUAUAUCCAAGGCAAAUGUGAAGGAGUGCAUGCGUUUGUAUUGCAAGUCAGAGAUCCAGUAACGUUCGAGCCGCUUCCCGGAAUCGUCAUUGGUGAUAUGGGCGAGAAGCCUGGAGCAUGGAAUGGAGUCGAGAAUGGCUGGAUGGAGUUCAAGAAUCUUCGCGCUCCACUGUGGACUCUACUGAAUAAGGGCUGUGAAGUAACAGCCACUGGUAAAUAUGUGUCCAGCUAUAAAACGUCUGCUGAGCGACAGUCCGUCAGCUUGGGAGCGUUGUCGAUUGGAAGGAUUGGCAUCAUCGGUAAAGGUGUCAUAGCAAGUGGUUUGGCUGCAACUAUUGCCAUUCGUUACAGCGCUUGUCGGCGUCAAUUUGGCGAAACCAAAGGAGAUGAGCUCCCAGUCAUCGAGUACCCACUCCAACAACAUCGUCUGUUUCCCUACUUGGCUGGACAUUUUGCCAUUCGGUUAUUUCAUAAAAAGCUUAUGGAGCACUUCACGAAUUACAUCAUACGCAUGAUGCAAAACGAGAAGUCUGACGAGCUGAUGGAAUUCUCAAAGGAGAUUCAUGCCCUCUCAGCAGCUGCAAAACCUGUGUCGACAUGGUUUGGUGUUGAAGCACUUGGUGAAGCACGACGAGCAUGUGGAGGACAUGGUUUUCUACACAGUUCACGACUGAACGAACUACGUGACAGCUUUGAUCCAUCACAGACAUUUGAAGGGGAAAACUACAUGAUUUUGCAACAAACCAGUAAUAUUUUGCUUCAAAAGGCUCGAAAUCCAAGAACCCCUACACCGAUGUGCACAUUCGAUUGCCUCUAUGACACACCAAAACUCUUCAAUAUAAUAGAUGCGUAUAAAUGGCUGAUCCAUUACUAUGUCAAGCAAACCGCAGCCGAUCUUGCUGACGAGAUCGAAAGCAGGAAAAAAUGCACAUUUUCGGCUCGUAACAACGUCCAGGUACAUAGAGCUCAACAGCUUUCCAUUGCCUACGCUGAAUUAACGAUCAUCGACUGGAGUCGACAAUUUGUCGAUGAAGUAGAACAACUCCCAAUCAAAAAAGUAAGUAUCUAG